CGCAAAUCGUGAACUUGGUCACACCAGGGGCAAGGCACCACCAUGACGUCCCAAUUGCCGCCGUUGCGGCUGGACUCGAAGCCAGAUCUUAAAGAUAUUGAUCUCGAAGACAGCAAUGCAGUGGCGCCCGAUGGAUGUAGCUCCGUUGGAAGCGAAGUGAAUUUGAUCGACGACAAUACCCCGUCGAAACCGGACAUUAAAGACACUCCGUUGACCAAGAUGAACUUGGUAGCCAUGGGCUCGAGUGCUUCGCCACUCCUCACAUACAAGACAUGGACAAACAUUUUAUUUUCCCUUGUGCAGCCUGCGAUAGUCGUGGGGUACUUGGCCCUUUUCCAUGGGAUCUGCGCUGCCUACGCCAAGCCUGGCGUGUCGCAACCAUCGUUUCCCGAUCCGAGGCAUACGGUCCUUGGCGCGCUUGCGUUCAGCACCUGUGAAUGCACCAAGUGGACUUUCGAGUGGAUUGCCAAAAAGUCUGGCCGUGGGACUCUCAAGGACGGGUCCAUGUACUUGUGGGGAGUCUUUGGCGCAGUGGUGUGCACUUCGUUGGACGACGUCGUGCGCGUCUUGUUUGUGUGGCUUUUCGCCACAACAUCCACGUUCUCGUCUGCAUUUUCGUUCGGCGUAGGCUGGGGAUGUGUCGAGGUCGUGUGUCACAUGGCGUCGUUCGCAAGUCUGUGUCUGAAUCGCGCAUGGUCGUUCCACGAGGCCACGAGACUGCAGCGCAUGCUCACCCGCGUCGGCAUUCGGUACUAUUCGUUCGUUGUACUGGUCCACCACUUCUUUUCUGUCGCAUGUGGCGUCGGUGCGUCCUUGGUGGCGUUCAAGAGCGAAGCGGAUGGAAAGUUUGUCCUGGUAUGGAUUGUGCUGUUUCUGCGCUUGAUUGGGUCCGUCGUCCAAAAUGAAAGUCUCCGACGACGAUGCUCGAUUUGGAACGCGUCGCUGGUCCUGUUUCUCCUAGAAGUCGUGAUUUUGCUGCUCGGAUUGUCCUUGUGGCAAUGGGGAGCUGCUGUUGACACAUCCAUUGCCAUCAUGGCCGACACCGAUCAUCGCCACCACUCGAGCCUCGCUUCGGCGACUGAGAUCCCAUCGACGACUGCUAGUCGUCACAGUCACCACAAAGGGCACCACCACCCCACCCCACGACCGUAGUUUCGUGUGCCUUGUAAUGAAAUUAUUUGAUCGUCACCUUGACGAUAUCCGACCCAA
Aphanomyces invadans is the source of this 1209-nucleotide messenger RNA. RefSeq lists its product as hypothetical. Bases 43 to 1152 code for a protein of 369 amino acids. Lineage: Eukaryota; Oomycota; Saprolegniomycetes; Saprolegniales; Verrucalvaceae. The transcript has a single exon. The record is from RefSeq and is a predicted model, not a curated record.